Molecule: messenger RNA, 1521 nt
Organism: Cotesia congregata
Lineage: Eukaryota; Metazoa; Arthropoda; Insecta; Hymenoptera; Braconidae
Source: the annotation of a GenBank genome assembly
GAAUAUUUUUCAGCAAAUAAAUCUAUGGGCCCAAUAUCCAUCAGUAUUUGUUUGAUGGUAUCAUUUAUGUCAGCAAUAACAUUACUAGGCGUCUCAGCUGAAAAUUAUACUUACGGCGCGAUAUUUGUCAUAAUUAAUUUUUCCUAUUUAAUUGGAACACCAAUAGUCUGUUACGGAUACUUACCAGUUUUUUACAAAUUACAAGCUACAAGUACUUAUGAGUAUUUAGAAAAAAGAUUCGGCGGAUCAGCAAGAAUAUUAGCAAGCUCCAUAGUAUGGUUACAAAUGUUGCUGUACUCUGGAAUAGUGCUUUACGCUCCAGCAUUAGCAUUUAAAACCACAACUGGAAUGGAAAAACUCACUAGCAUUUUAUCAGUGGGUUUAGCCUGCGCUUUUUAUUCCAGUAUCGGAGGAAUAAAAGCUGUAUUGAUUACGGACAUCUUCCAGGCUUUCUUGAUGUUCGCUUCAUUGAUAAUUAUCAUAGCCACUGCAGCUUCUUCAGUUGGUGGGCUUGACAAAAUUUGGGAAAUUGCAGGAGAGGGUGGCCGUUUGAACUUUAACAACUUUUCAUUGGAUCCAACUGAACGACAUACUUGCUGGGGUCUUAUAAUCGGUGGAAUUGGCCUAGCAAUUUAUAGUAAAUACUUCAACUGCGACCCUGUAACAAUAACAACAAUAAAAAAAAACGAUAUGUUGAUGCCACUGUACAUCAUGGACAUGACAUCAUCGCUUCCCGGUUUACCUGGAUUAUUCGUCGCAGGUAUCUUUAGCGCUGGAUUAAGCACCAUAUCUGCGGCCUUGAACGCUCUUGCGGCAAUUAGCUUAGAGGAUUACAUAAAGCCAUUGUAUUUUAUUUGCACUGGGAAGGAGUUUUCUCCAAAAAAAUCACUGAUAUGUAGUAAAGUGUUAGCUUUUAUUUUGGGAAUUUUCUGCAUACUUUUGGCUAUUCUCGCUCAAUAUUUGAACAGUAUUCUUCAGAUGAGUUUAACAAUUUUUGGAGUCGUUGGAGGUCCUUUAGUAGGUUUGUUCACCCUUGGUAUGUUGUUUGAGUCAUCAACGCAGCGCGGCGCUAUUUUCGGAACAACAUUGUCAUUGAUAUUUUUGAUAUGGAUUUCAUUCGGAGGUCCAAGACCAUUCCCCCAGGCUUUGCCGAUGUCUGUUGAAGGCUGUAAUAGUGAUUUACUCGCAAAAUUCAACGGAACGUUGAAUUUUCAAAAUAAUUCUGUUCCAAAAAAAGAGUUCUUUUACCUCUACCGUAUUUCUUACUUAUGGUACGCGCCAAUAGGUGUCGUUAUGACCAUCGUAGUCGGUUGGAUCACCAGCAAUUUGUUGCAAUCUUUGGGACUGGACCGGGUCAAGAAAAAUCUUGAUCCUGAUUUAUUUUUUCCAUGCAUUGCACGGCGCAUUCGUAGUAGGAACAGGAAUAAUUGCGGAGAAGAGUCAAGUGAAGCUAAUUUGAAAAAGUACCAAGUCAAAGAUGAUGUGGCUGAUGCAAAAACUCAAGAAUCAUUAUGUACUUAA